Batrachochytrium dendrobatidis JAM81 is the source of this 822-nucleotide messenger RNA. RefSeq names its product CCR4-NOT core DEDD family RNase subunit POP2. NCBI's taxonomy places the organism in Eukaryota, Fungi, Chytridiomycota, Chytridiomycetes, Rhizophydiales. The transcript is spliced from 5 exons. Gene Ontology annotation, cellular component: CCR4-NOT core complex; CCR4-NOT complex; P-body. Gene Ontology annotation, molecular function: poly(A)-specific ribonuclease activity; nucleic acid binding. The record is from RefSeq and is a predicted model, not a curated record. Bases 5 to 799 code for a protein of 264 amino acids.
GUGCAUGUCAGACCCAAUAGUACAGGAUGUAUGGGCGGCUAACCUGGAAAAGGAAAUGGCUGUUAUUAGAGACAUAGUAGAACUAUAUCCCUUUGUAGCCAUGGACACAGAGUUUCCUGGAGUCGUUGCAAGACCAAUUGGCAAUUUUCGUACUUCAUCAGAUUAUCAUUAUCAAACGCUACGGUGUAAUGUAGAUCUUCUCAAGAUCAUUCAGCUGGGAUUGACAUUUUCAGACUCGCAUGGCAACUUACCUCCUGGGAGAACAACAUGGCAGUUUAAUUUCAAGUUUAGUCUCAGCGAUGACAUGUAUGCACAGGACUCGAUUGAUUUACUCACAAAAUCUGGUAUCGAUUUUAAAAAGCAUGAGAAAUAUGGCAUUUCGGUGGAGCAAUUUGGAGAACUAAUGAUUAGUUCAGGACUAGUUUUAUUGGAUGAUGUUAAAUGGAUUUCAUUUCAUAGUGGAUAUGAUUUUGGCUAUUUACUUAAAGUUGUUACUUGUCAGGAACUUCCUGCAGAGGAAACAGCAUUUUUUGAACUGCUUAAAUUGUAUUUUCCGUGUAUUUAUGAUGUCAAGUUUUUGAUGCGAAGCUGCAAAAAUCUAAAAGGAGGACUACAAGAUGUUGCAGAUGAGCUUCAGGUAGCACGAGUUGGGCCACAACAUCAAGCAGGCAGUGACAGUCUGCUUACAUCAAAAACGUUUUUCAAGAUGCGUCAGCUUUAUUUUGAAGAUACUAUUGACGACGAAAAAUAUUUGGGAUGUCUUUUCGGAUUAACCGGUUUGAUACCCCAGGCAGUAUAAUGACAAUGAGUUUGAAAUUUAAA